Molecule: messenger RNA, 1374 nt
Organism: Branchiostoma belcheri (Belcher's lancelet)
Lineage: Eukaryota; Metazoa; Chordata; Leptocardii; Amphioxiformes; Branchiostomatidae
Product: proteasome subunit beta type-5-like
Exons: 6
Coding region: 39-866 (275 amino acids)
Cellular component (GO): proteasome core complex
Molecular function (GO): threonine-type endopeptidase activity
Source: RefSeq, a predicted model, not a curated record
GCUUUGACAACGAUCUCGCGAGAAUUCACAGGACAAAGAUGGCGCUAGAAAGUGUGUGUAAUUUCCAGGCUCCGAACCCAAGAAUCGGCCUCCUCAGGCCUGGUGGAAAAGGCGACGUCGAUGAGAGUGACGUUCUAAACAAUCUGUGGAGUCUGGACAAGUUUUCCAUCCCAGCAGUUACCGACCCGGCUGAGUUCCUGAAGCCGUUCACUACUGGUGAGGGGAACAUGAAGAUUGAGUUUGACCACGGCACCACGACCUUGGCCUUCAAAUGGCAACAUGGCGUCAUCGUGGCUGUAGACUCCAGAGCUACUGCUGGGUCUUACAUAGCAUCCCAGACAGUGAAGAAGGUUAUAGAGAUCAACCCUUACCUGCUGGGCACCAUGGCAGGCGGGGCAGCAGACUGUUCCUUCUGGGAGAGAGUCCUGGCAGAGCAGUGCAGAAUAUAUGAACUGAGGAACAAGGAGAGAAUCUCUGUGGCUGCUGCCUCCAAGCUGCUGGCCAACAUUGUGUACAACUACAAGGGCAUGGGUCUGUCCAUGGGCACCAUGAUUGUAGGCUGGGACAAGAGGGGACCCGGCCUGUACUAUGUGGACAGUGACGGCACCAGGCUGUCUAACAACAUGUUCUCUGUGGGGUCAGGCUCCACGUAUGCCUACGGAGUGCUGGACAGUGGCUACAGGUGGGACAUGAAUGUGGAGGAGGCCUAUGAGCUGGGUAAGAGGGCCAUCUACCACGCCACACACAGGGAUGCCUACAGUGGAGGGGUGGUCAACUUGUACCAUAUGAAGGAGACAGGCUGGAUCAAGGUAUCCCAGACAGAUGUCAUGGAGCUUCACUACAAGUACAAAGAAGAGAAGAAAUAGAUAACAAUGUUUUCGUACCCUAUUUACUAGCUCAGACAUUCAAGCUGAUUACAGGAUAAAUGUUCAACAUUUCUUGGUAGAAUAAUAAUAAAAAAACAACAGCCUGUUACUAAACUAUUGUAUUGUGAUGCCCAGGAUUUAGAAUUACAGUUCUUCAAAGUCUCAUUCUUUGACAUUAUGAAAUCUGGCGUAACAGAACAACAUUGUGAUGUAGUUGAUGACAACAAGUUUUCAGGGUUUAGUGGUCUAGUAUCUGAGUCAUUGUCAUUCUGCUUAGCAUAAGCUGAGUAGUGAACCAGCAUGCUAACUCUCUAUAGACUCCAUGUACAAUGUACUUUCUGUCCUGGGGAAUAAAGACUAGCACCCAGCAAACACAUUUGUCGAGGGGAGUUAUAUUUACAAAAUGUAUUUCAGCUUUAUUACAGUAAGAUAAACAUAAAUGGACAAACGGAAGGAGAUUGGCUUUGCGUAUCCCAGUCCAAUUUAAAACAACAGAAGGUAAAGAAUA